AUAUUCACCAUUCUCGAUCAGACUGUGACUUAAUCAUACAACCUCGAUUGAUCUCAGCAAAUAUCCAACUACCUCCCGUCCUCUUCGCCACCUCGAUUUCUAGAUUUCUAGCUAGACCCACCAGUGAUCUAGUGUAGGCAUAUGGCGAAGGUGUACCCGAACGUGGCCGUGCCUUCCCUGGCGCUUCCAGCGGCGGCGGCUGCGGUGGCCGGCGACGAGGAGCCGGUGACACUGACGGUGUGGCGCAAGUCGCUGCUGUUCAACUGCCGGGGGUUCACGGUGUUCGACGCCAGCGGUAACCUGGUGUACCGCGUGGACAGCUACGCGUCCGACUCCCGCGCGGAGGUGGUCCUCAUGGACGCCGCGGGCCGCCCCGUGCUGACCGUCCGCCGCAAGAAGAGGGCCAUCGGCCUCGUGGGCGGCGACCAGUGGCUGGUGUUCCCCGGCGAGGACACGCGCGCGCCGCCGCUCUACGCGGUGAAGCGUCGCGGCGCCGUCAUCGUCGGCGGCAGCGGCGGAAACAAGUCGAUGGCGCACGUCGCGGCGUGCGGCGGCGCCGUGGGAGGCGGGCGGUACGAGGUGGAGGGGUCGUACGCGCGGCGGUGCUGCGUGGUGUACGACGAGCGACGGCGCGCCGUGGCGGAGGUGCGGCCGAAGGAGGCGAUGGUGGGGACGGACGUGUUCCGGAUGGUGGUGCGGCCGGCGGCGGCGGGGAUGGACGUGUCGCUGGCCAUGGCCGUGGUGCUGGCGCUGGACGAGAUGUUCGGGAAGCCGUCCCUCCUCAGGAACUGGUCCUCCUAGCGCCUCGCUCACGAGCUCCCUGAAAUUGCCUCCUUUUUUUCCCCAUCGAUUUCCAACAUUGUUUGGGCCUGAGAGCAGAACCGCUCCUAUGUGCCCCUCUUCUCUCUCUUUUUUCCUUGAAAGUUCUCUUUGGUAUAUGAAGGUAUAUGUGCAUGGAAAUCCUUCUUGAUGUGUGUGGUUUUGAACCUUUUUAUGUAAAGCCACACUCUUUGUAAAGAUUAUCAAAGAGAGAUACAAGUUUUCUCUA
Molecule: messenger RNA, 1048 nt
Organism: Lolium perenne
Lineage: Eukaryota; Viridiplantae; Streptophyta; Magnoliopsida; Poales; Poaceae
Product: protein LURP-one-related 8
Source: RefSeq, a predicted model, not a curated record